Messenger RNA from Ogataea angusta, 930 nucleotides. RefSeq lists its product as uncharacterized. The record is from RefSeq and is a predicted model, not a curated record. Bases 1 to 930 code for a protein of 309 amino acids. The transcript has a single exon. NCBI's taxonomy places the organism in Eukaryota, Fungi, Ascomycota, Pichiomycetes, Pichiales, Pichiaceae.
AUGUCGGAAUUCCAAGAGUACCUUGGAAGUGUACUUACAAAUUGCAAUAGGAGAGACCCUGAACAGGUGAAGCUAGGAUUAUCCGAAUUAGACCAACUAUUAACAAAGCUUUGCGUUCUCAAAUAUGAUGAAUUGACUCAUGAGCCCAGCGCAGUGAGAAGAACCAAUAGUCCAUCAUCUAUUAUUGGGCGAAAGGCAACAUCAUGUGAGAGUGGUUUUACACGCGGUUUAGAGAGCCAAUAUCAAAGGAGGUGGAAACUGCCGAAAGUAGGCGAUGUGGUAUUCGGAGAAUUCUUGAUUUUACAAGACAAAAUACAGUAUAACGUGGUGUCACAGCUCAUUCAAAUCAUUCCGUUUGUUAGUACUUUCGAGGAAAAUGAGUCACUAAGAGUGCUUUUCAGAAUCUUGCAAGGUUGCUUUCUACUUCAUCCUUCAUCUCGCAAUCUAAUGACAUACGAAUCCAAAAUGUGUGUUCUACUGGAAUUUCUCAGCCCAAAAUAUAGCCCCAAGGUAAUCGAAGCUCUUAUUCCUGUUCUUGUGAGUUCUCUUGUUCGAAAUGUUCCAAAUCUUAGAAUAUUUGAGCGAUUGGGAGGUCCUCAGUAUUUGUGUGAACUACUAACACACAGGUCCGACGAUUCAACUUUGGUCCACGAAUGGAAAGAAGUACAAGUCAAAGUGCUUGAAUUUUUGUUUUUCUAUCUGAUCCCAGAGUCUCAAAACACGGAGGCAACCUCCUCGUCUAAGCGUCCAGUCGCGUCUAAACACGAAAAGCUGAGUAAUGCAAAAAAUUAUGAUGAUGGCCACCGAAGAAAAGGCACAAAUGAGAAGGCUACAAUACUUAAUAGAUAUCUGAAUGGGGGAAUUACUAAAGGUUUAGUGGCCGAAUUGCAGACUAGCAAGCCAUUUGGUGAGAUGAACAUAGAAUGGUGA